Molecule: messenger RNA, 2792 nt
Organism: Pocillopora meandrina
Lineage: Eukaryota; Metazoa; Cnidaria; Anthozoa; Scleractinia; Pocilloporidae
Source: the annotation of a GenBank genome assembly
AUGGCGACGAAAGGUAUUCGAUCAGCGUAUGGAAAACUUUCUCGUUUUCUACCGUCUAAAUUGUAUAUAAGAAACUACUGUCAUCCAGUAACGGACGAGCAAUAUCUUUACCAUCCAAUGGUACGUCCUCUGGAACCAGAAGCCCAGACACUUUCUUUAACAAAGACCUUAAACAUGGGUGACAUUUCAAGUUGCUUGCAAGACACAUCCAUUGACUCUGUCACUCGAGAAGAAAUGAUGGGAAAAUUUAAACAAAAUGUUCUUCAGACAAGGCUGUUCAACUUUGAUGGAGAGCAUGCAACAAGGGAUAUGGCUGCUAUGCCCCUGAUGCAAAAUAUGCUCAGGGUUGUGUGGAGUUAUGCUAAAUGGUGAGAAAUACAGCUUACUUAUAUGGAAAGCUCCUUUAACAUUUUUUCCCUUUAAAUUUUGAGUUUGUCGAGACAGAAUUGACAUAAAAGGAUCUAUUUAUUUUUUUUGCAAAGUGAAAUAAGCUGGAACCCCUUUGAUCAUGCAGUGUUCCUACUGACUUACCCUUGGUGGGGAAAUGUUUACUGAUGGGGGGAGGGUCAGCUGUAAAAUUUGUCGCAAAUAGGAGUCAAGAGUGGCUCACUGAUAUUUUUAUAUUUUUGUUUUAAUAAUGUAUCUUAGUAUUUGUUCUUUUUUUUAAUUUCUAUUUUAACUUCAUCCACUUUGGAUGCUCAUGAAGAAUAGAUAUGUAAAAAAAACCGGCAUCAUGUAGUGUUGCAUUCUUAAACUUGUUAAAGAAGACUUCUUGACUUAUCAGAGUGACUUUUAAUUUUUGAAAUUUGAUCAAAAUUUAGGAGAACCUUAUAUAUUAUUCCUUUAGUUGGUUCAUCUCAUGACAUUUAUACUCUAUUAGAAUAUUAACCCUUUAACUCCCAGAAGUGAUUAACGUAAAACUUCUCCCUACAAUAUCCAUACAUUCUUCAGCAAACAGGUUACGAGAACAUUCAAACUUAUCAGGUAGAAGCUGCUAUCUUAAUCUAGCACCAAGUUCUCAUAACUAAUUUACAAGGAAAUGUGUAGCAGCCACAGGGAAGAAUUAACAAUUGGAUCUUGGGAGUUAAAGGGUUAAGUAGAAUUAUUCUAAUUUCACAAAUAAAACCCUAAAAUGUAAGUGUAGGUCUUUUUUUUACAUAGCUAGUACAUUUUUAUGUUUUAGCUUCCCAGGACUGUUGGAUACCUCUCUGACUUUCAAGCCUCAUGUGUCUGCAAAUUGGGAAAGGGAACACACAAUACUGGUGUCUGGACAUCUUGGCUUUUUGUUGUCCUCUAAAAUUCCUCUCAAACAAGUAGCUGACAGGAAUGAGAUAGAAAAAAGCAAAGAAAUCCAGGUGGAAAACCCUGAGAUAAUUUCUCCUGUAUUUCACCUUCCCCUAACACGAAUCAGACCAAAGUUUGACACUGGCUUUCACAGUUCUCCACCAUUUCCUUAUCCUCAUACCUUCAUCAUAGUCAGCGAAGAUACAAAAUGCUCAACAGGUCAAUUAAUUGGUCAAGGUAAGGUUAUACAAUUCAUGUAGCUGACUUGGAAAGUUGUUAGGUUUUGUAAGCAGCCAUUAUUUGGGAAGUGGGAGAUGCAGUGGCUCUGUGCACUGGACUCAGGGUUAAGAGGUCUUGGUUUGAGACCUGGUGAUGUCAUUUUGUGGUGUUCUUAGGAAAAACACUUUACUUUUGCAGUGCCUUUGUCCACCUAGGAAUAUGUACUGGAAAACUGUCAGGGAAGCCUCGUGAAAUGCUGUGGGGUAACCUUCAGAUGGACUGGCAUCCUAUUAUUAAGAUAAAGAGCGUUUUCUCCCACUAAGACUUUGGUUUGAAUAAGCAGUGGAAUUGAACCUGGAUAUUUGCAAAAUAUUGGAGAUGAAGAAGAACCUAGGAAGAAGCUUGUAAUGACCCCAGAAUAGUACCCAAGGACAUGGCUGAAGGGGGUUCUGGGGUGCCCAUGACCCUCCCUCCCUUUGUUAGCCCUUUUUUUAAAGUAAAACAUGGCAUGGAGGGAGACAUGACAAUCUAGUGGGUACCCUGUGUUUGACAGAGUGCAACCCCCUUUUGAAAAAUCCUGGCAAUGCCCCUGGUACCAUUAGUGGUAAAAAUUAGAAUAAAAACUCGGAGAAAAUAGAAAUCAGUUUGGAAUUUGAAAAGUUUGAAAUUGUUUUAAACUGCAAUAUAUUCUACACUAUUUUGCACCGAUAAAAAUUUUUUUCUUUUUUCCCUUUAAUUUGCUUUCAGGUAUCAUGUUUGUCUGUGCUCGGCUUGUGGCAGAAGCAGUACAGAGUUGCAAAUAUCAGCUGGGAGAUGAUUUGGAAAAGCCCCUAUCUAGCCAGUGCAUCAUCACCGAUGGAAUUCGACUCUCAUUUAUAAACUACCAGCUGAACACCUUAAGUUUUCAUGGCAAUGAAGGCAUCAAAAACAUGGCUUGGAUUAGUCCAGGGGUUUUCAUGUACAAAAAGGCUAUGUUUGAAGAUUUGGAAAAACCAGUUGCAGAAAAAACUGUUAAGGAAAGGAAAAGAUUCCGACGUCCAGUGACACUCAAAGAUCCAGCAAAGCAUGAAAUAGUUUUAGAAGAGUUUAAUCCUGACUGCUUUGAAACAUUUGUAAAAAUGAUUGUAAAUGGAUGCAAAGCAAUUUAACAAAAGUGUAGACUAAAACCUUUCAAUGAGUGACUUUAAAUUUAGACUCAGAGAGUUGAUGUAAACAGUGUCUGUAGGGGAAACCUAAAGCUUUUAUGAAGCUUAUUAUGAAGUAUAUACAAAGACACAGCACUGACACAC